AUGCUUGUCAGUUUUCCAUAUAUCUUUCUAAUCAUUUGCCCACCCUUUCCUCCAGCCCACAUCCUCUGCUGCACGCCUACAGGCCGGUACACGCCAUACGUGGGGGGCAGCAGCGACGGGGAAGCGGCGACGGGCGAGGCAGCCAGGGGGAGGCAGCGAGGGCCGGCACUGCAGCUACGUUGCGUUCCUUUCAGCGAUCACUUGACCACUUCUUUUUUAGAAGCCAGCGGCGUGACGGUGAUCAGGAAUGGAGGUUCGGUGAGCGCUGCUGCAGUGGAAUUCCGGGUGCUGCUGCAGCUGAGAACGGGCGCUGCUGCACCGGAGGUCCGCCAUGCCAUGAUCGCCCAAGGCCUGCACGGCAGCAGAGGGCAGCAGUUGGAUGACGCACGGCAGGCAGCCCUGCUGACCACUGCUGGAGCAAGGACGCUGAGUUGCCAUUCACCUUAUUUCCGCAUCGCUGCAUCCUUUGUCAGAUUUCCGCAUCGCUGCAUCCUUUGUCAGAUAUCUGCAUCACUGCAUCCUUUGUCAGGUUUCCGCAUCGCUGCAUCCUUUGUCAGAUUUCCGCAUCGCUGCAUCCUUUGUCAGAUUUCCACAUCGCUGCAUCCUUUGUCAGAUUUCCGCAUCGUUGCAUCCUUUGUCAAAUUUCCGCAUCGCUGCAUCCUUUGUCAGAUUUCCUCAUCGCUGCAUCCUUUGUCAGAUAUCCGCAUCGCUGCAUCCUUUGUCAGAUUUCCGCAUCGCUGCAUCCUUUGUCAGAUAUCCGCAUCGCUGCAUCCUUUGUCAGAUUUCCGCAUCGCUGCAUCCUUUGUCAGAUUUCCGCAUCGCUGCAUCCUUUGUCAGAUUUCCGCAUCGCUGCAUCCUUUGUCAGAUAUCCGCAUCGCUGCAUCCUUUGUCAGAUUUCCGCAUCGCUGCAUCCUUUGUCAGAUUUCCGCAUCGCUGCAUCCUUUGUCAGAUUUCCGCAUCGCUGCAUCCUUAGUCAGAUUUCUGCAUCGCUGCAUCCUUUGUCAGAUUUCCGCAUCGCUGCAUCCUUUGUCAGAUAUCCGCAUCGCUGCAUCCUUUGUCAGAUUUCCGCAUCGCUGCAUCCUUUGUCAGAUUUCCGCAUCGCUGCAUCCUUUGUCAGAUAUCCGCAUCGCUGCAUCCUUUGUCAGAUUUCCGCAUCGCUGCAUCCUUUGUCAGAUUUCCGCAUCGCUGCAUCCUUUGUCAGAUUUCCGCAUCGCUGCAUCCUUUGUCAGAUAUCCGCAUCGCUGCAUCCUUUGUCAGAUUUCCGCAUCGCUGCAUCCUUUGUCAGAUUUCCGCAUCGCUGCAUCCUUUGUCAGAUUUCCGCAUCGCUGCAUCCUUAGUCAGAUUUCUGCAUCGCUGCAUCCUUUGUCAGAUUUCCGCAUCGCUGCAUCCUUUGUCAGAUAUCCGCAUCGCUGCAUCCUUUGUCAGAUUUCCGCAUCGCUGCAUCCUUUGUCAGAUUUCCGCAUCGCUGCAUCCUUUGUCAGAUAUCCCCAUCGCUGCAUCCUUUGUCAGAUUUCCGCAUCGCUGCAUCCUUUGUCAGAUUUCCGCAUCGCUGCAUCCUUUGUCAGAUAUCCGCAUCGCUGCAUCCUUUGGCUUCACGUGGGGCGAGGAGGGCGAUGGGGCAGCGCGCGCGCAUCAAGAGGCAUCCCUCUGGUUAACCCCCCCCCCUUCCAUUCCCUUCAGCAUGGCGGGCAGCGUGGAGACGACACGGCGGGCGGCACGGACGGAGGUGAGGUGCUGCUAUAUCGCUGCAGCGGGGUAAGCCUCUCUUCCCUUGUCCGUUUCCACCUUGCUUUCUUUCUGUUUUACGCAUUGCAUGUCUUUGUCGUGCAUGUUUCACUUGAUCCUUUUCUUCCGUUUGUCUCUCUACCCCCCAUCCCCUUCCAUUCCCUUCAGGUCUACUUGUGGGACGAGGAGGGUGAGGGGGCAGCGCGCGCGCAUCAAGAGGCGUCCCUCUGCUUAACCCCCCCUUCCAUUCCCUUCAGCAUGUCCGGCAGCGUGGAGACGACACGGCGGGCGGCACGGAUGGAGGUGAGGUGCUGCUAUAUCUCUGCAGCGGGGUCUACUCGUGGGACGAGGCGGGUGAGGGGCAGCGCGCGCGCAUCAAGAGGCGUCCCUCUGCUUAACCCCCCCUUCCAUUCCCUUCAGCAUGUCCGGCAGCGUGGAGACUACACGGCGGGCGGCACGGACGGAGGUGAGGUGCUGCUAUAUCGCUGCAGCGGGGUAAGCCUCUCUUCCCUUGUCCGUUUCCACCUUGCUUUCUUUCUGUUUUACGCAUUGCAUGUCUUUGUCGUGCAUGUUUCACUUGAUCCUUUUCUUCCGUUUGUCUCUCUACCCCCCAUCCCCUUCCAUUCCCUUCAGGUCUACUUGUGGGACGAGGAGGGUGAGGGGGCAGCGCGCGCGCAUCAAGAGGCGUCCCUCUGCUUAACCCCCCCUUCCAUUCCCUUCAGCAUGUCCGGCAGCGUGGAGACGACACGGCGGGCGGCACGGAUGGAGGUGAGGUGCUGCUAUAUCGCUGCAGCGGGCACGCGCGCAUCAAGAGGCGUCCCUCUGCUUAACCCCCCCUUCCAUUCCCUUCAGCAUGGCGGGCAGCGUGGAGACGACACGGCGGGCGGCACGGACGGAGGUGAGGUGCUGCUCCAUCGCUGCAGCGGGGUAAGCCUCUCUUCCCUUGUCCGUUUCCGCCUUGCUUUCGUUCUGUUUUACGCAUUGCAUGUAUUUGUCGUGCAUGUUUCACUUGAUCCUUUUCUUCCAUUUGUCUCUCUACCCCCCACCCCGUUCCUUUCCCUUCAGGUCUACUCGUGGGACGAGGAGGGUGAGGGGGCAGCGCGCGCGCAUCAAGAGGCGUCCCUCUGCUUAACCCCCCCUUCCAUUCCCUUCAGCAUGGCAGGCAGCGUGGAGACUACACGGCGGGCGGCACGGACGGAGGUGAGGUGCUGCUAUAUCGCUGCAGCGGGGUAA
Messenger RNA from Closterium sp. Yama58-4, 2958 nucleotides. The record is from the annotation of a GenBank genome assembly. NCBI's taxonomy places the organism in Eukaryota, Viridiplantae, Streptophyta, Zygnematophyceae, Desmidiales, Closteriaceae.